ACAAAGAUGGCCGCCACAAGGGUUUGCAGGAGGGCGAAGCUGGCGUGACUGACGCUGCCCUCCAGAAAGGUGGCCGCCUCCUGGCCCGGGAGUGGGAGUGGAGGUGGGAGUGGAGGUGGAGGUAGAGCGCCCUGAUUGGUGGGCCUGGACGGGGAAGCUCUGUGAUUGGCUGGAGCCAGCCACUCCUCCCCAUUUAUGGGGCCGGCUAGCGCCCGCUGGAAGCACUUCCUGGCGAGAGGGAGGGCGGCAGGUCCGGGGCCAGGGGGCCAGCGGGAAGGGGGGCGAGGGAGGAAGAGGGGGCGAGUAGCACCUGCUGCUGGGGGCAGGGGAUGGUGGCAGGUGUCAGCCCUGCGGGGGGGCCCAUUUCCCAGCCCCCCUGCCCCGUAGCGCGGGGCCAGGCUGCUCCCCGCCUGCAUCCCUAGCUGGGGGGCUCCGAGCAGGGCCUGGGUCGGGUCCAACCCCCCCAUUUCCCCAGGCCCCAUUGCGGGGGGAAGAAACUUUCCAAGUGUCUUUAAAAGUCCCAGCGACUCCUGGCUCCCUCCAGCCCAGCCGGGCCCCCCACCCCAAGGCGAACGCAGACAUCGGGGAGGGGGGAGAGGGCUGGAGCCACCUCACUCCCCCCUCCCCGCUGGGCCCCUCGGGAGGGGAAAGGCUAAAGCCGGUUUUUGGAUCCCUGCAGGCCCUUCCCCCUGCUGAGCCGCUUAGUCAGGCCGGGUCUCAUUCCUCGGCUGCUUGAGAUUCCCCAUAUUCCUGCCCUGGGGCGCUAACCUCGGGGAUGGGGCGCUGUGGGGCGUGAAGAUCCCACCCGAGUCUGAGUGGGCCACAGGCAGCAGAACAGACUUGGGGGUUGGGUCUGGACAUUUCUCCUAGUGGGGUUAGUUGUCCCUGGCCCGGCGCUGAUCCACCCCUUGCCCACCUAGUGGCGGUUUGGUCUGGGUUUGGGUGGGGCGGGGUGGGGAACUAGGGGAGAGUGGAUGGUGCUGGAAGGACCCACCCGAGGUGCGGCUUGAGCCUGCUGGGGAAGGCAGGUUGGGCCACGGCACCGCCGGGAACAUGAACCUCGUUCUGGGGCCGUACGGCAAGGGCGCGGAGACACUGCUUCACGGGGAGUUUGGGGCUUACCCCUCCAAGGGAUCCCGCUACGCCCUCAGCCUGACCCGGACGGCGCUGCACAUCCAGCGGCUGGUGCCCAAGCCGGAGACGGACCAGCGCACCGUGGUGCCCCUGGCCGAGGUGGUGGGCUGCCACACGCUGCAUAACCGCACGUCGGCUGACCGAGCGGCAUAUUUCUCUGUCUACGCCUACCCGCUGAAGAAGAGGAAGGUGGCGGUGGGGUCAGGGCGCGGGCGUCAGAGGGCGGCACGGACCUUCCAGGUGGACGGGGCCGACGACUAUGAGAAGAACCAAGCGGUGGCGGAGAAAUGGGCGACUGCCAUCAAGUGCCUGGUGUUGGGCAUCCCCAUCUCCAGCGACACAGACAUCACUCCCAGCCUCCUGCCGCGCCCGCCCCGACUGCUGCUGCUGCUGAACCCGUUUGGGGGCAGGGGCCUGGCCCUCCAGUGGUGCCAGACCCACGUGCUGCCCAUGAUCACAGAGGCGGACAUCAGCUUCAACUUGAUCCAGACAGAGAGGCCGAACCACGCCCGGGAGCUGGUGAAGGGCAUCAACGUGGCAGAAUGGGAUGGGAUCGUCGCCAUCUCGGGGGAUGGGCUCCUCUAUGAGGUUCUCAAUGGGCUCAUGGAGCGCCCCGACUGGGAGCAGGCCAUCAAGAUGCCGGUUGGGAUUUUACCGAGUGGUUCGGGGAACGCAUUGGCCGGAGCCAUCAACUGUAAUGCCGGGCUGGAGCAGGUGCUGGGCCUGGAGUUGCUGCUGAACUGUGCCAUGCUGCUGUGCCACGCGGCCGUGACCCCCCUGGACCUGGUGGCCGUCACCACGGCCUCGGGUGCCCGCUGCUUCUCCUGCCUCAGCGUGGCCUGGGGCUUCGUCUCGGACGUGGACAUCGAGAGCGAGAAGUACCGGCACAUGGGCGCCGCCCGCUUCACGCUGGGGCCGGGCGAGCUGCCGGCCGGCGGGAUGGGCGAGGCCCGGGUGGGCGGCCCCCCGGAUGAGCUGCUGGUGCCGCUGGGGCAGCCGGUGCCCGGCUCCUGGGUGACGGUGGAGGACAACUUUGUGUUGGUGCUGGCCAUCUACCAGAGCCAUCUGGGGGCUGACCUCUUUGCUGCCCCCUUCGCCCGCUUCGACGAUGGGCUCAUCCACCUCUGCUUCAUCAAAGCCGGCAUCUCCCGCGCUGCCCUGGUCCGCCUCUUCCUGGCCAUGGAGAAGGGCAACCACUUCGAGCAGGAGUGCCCCCACCUCGUCCACGUGCCCGUCCGGGCCUUCCGCCUGGAGCCCCUCACCCGCAAGGGCAUCCUGACCGUGGACGGCGAGCGGGUGGAAUACGGCCCCAUCCAGGGCCAGGUGCACCGGGGCCUCGCCAGACUGAUCACCGGCGGCGACCGCCUCAAGAUCGCCACCGGCUGAUUCCCCCCGGCUGGGCGCAGAGAGGAGGGCCCCAGUCCCCUCCAGCCGGCUUGGUGCGGGGGGUGGCAGGAAACGGCUGGCAGGGGCCGUGCCGCCCUCCCUCCCGGUGGCAGCAGGGACUGAGCCGCGCUGCCCCUGCCUGGAUCCUGCCUAAAGCUGAGUAUUUAUUGCUUUGAUCCUGGCAUCACCUGCUGAAUGAAUGUAAGGAGGGACGUGACCCCCGGGGGGGCGGUCUCCCAGCCUGUGGGGGCUGCAGGAGGGAAAGGGCCGGGCUCCGUGAGGUGCUGUGCGUGGCCCUUUUCCACUGCCCCCCAUUCUGCGUCCAGAGGGCGCUAGGGAGUCGCAACCGGGGCACGUUCCCACUGCCUGCCACUAAGGGGGAGGCUGUGCCCGUGGGGGGAGCCACGGGGGGAGCCACGGGGCUGGUGCCUCCAGCCACGGGGGGGAGUGGGAGGGGUUGGCAGGUGUCCCAGCAGCCACUGUAGUACCCAUGUCCCCCCCCUCCCCCUCUCGGGGUGCAGCCUGGUGUCUUCCCCUCGGGGCUGGAGGUAGGGUUACAGGCAAGCUGCUCCCAUUACACGUGGGGGGUGGUGGUGCGAGGGGGGAAGUGGCUUUGCGGACCAGUUGGUGAUCUCUGUGGUGCGGUCACUCUGGCUGGCUGCCCCUUCUCUAACCACUAGCGCCCCCUCCCCCUGAGCCAGGAUAGAACCCAGGAGUCCUGGCUCUCAGUCUCCACCUCACCCCCCCAGACCCAACUCCCCUACGUGAGCAGCAGGUACAAUUUUUGGAGGGGAGUGGGGUCUACUCGGGGGUGGGAGCCAGGACUCUUGGAGUCUCUUCCUGACUCUGGGAGGGGAGUG
Molecule: messenger RNA, 3380 nt
Organism: Chelonoidis abingdonii (Abingdon island giant tortoise)
Lineage: Eukaryota; Metazoa; Chordata; Testudines; Testudinidae
Source: RefSeq, a predicted model, not a curated record